ACAUAUGGUAAUUUGUAAAGUUUGUUAACCUAACUUAUUAAUACCUUGUUACCCAAUUUAAUUUGUUUCAUCAUAGUCAUUUUUUUAUAAAGGAGAUUAUUUUAUUUGGAUAAACAAUUUAUUUAUUGUAAAUUUCAUUAGUUACUGGAUUAAAUUUUAUAUAAAAGUAAUCUUGCUAGAAAGUGACGUGUCAUCAUUACAACUGAUGGAAUGUGGAAAAGUGCCGAAAUUAAAUAAAUGAAGUAUGAUAACCUUUAUAGUUUGUAGUUAAAAUAUGACUACAAAACAUAUAUUUACUUUGAUCUCGUAAUUUAAUUGUAAAAUGCCCGAGAACUCUAUUGACAUCGAGUUCCCUGUUGGGGACCUUCUACCAAAAAAGGAAACAGAAGUUACUUCAUUUUUAUCAAAAUAUCCAAAUUAUGAUGGAAGGGACGUCGUAAUUGCCAUAUUAGACUCUGGUGUAGAUCCUGGAGCACCUGGGCUUCAAAAAACUUCAGAUGGAAAGGUUAAAGUAAUUGAGAGAUUUGAUUGUAGUGGCUGUGGUGAUAUAUCACUUUCUGGGCCUGUUGAAGCUGCUAAAGGGGGUUUUCUAACUGGACUUACUGGGCGUAAAUUAAAGAUUCCAUCAAACUGGCCAAGCCCUCAAGGUGGAUAUCGAUUAGGUGUUAAAUCUGCCUUUGACCUCUACCCUGAGAAGCUUAAGAAAAGAAUUCAAGAUGAACGCAAGGAAAAGUUUUGGAUUAAUCAACAUAAGCUAAACAUUGCUCAUGUUACCAGAAACUUAGUGAGUUUUGAAGAAGGAAUUUCAGAAACAGCAACUCUCACUGAUGAUGAGAAAUUAACCAAAGAAGAAUUGGAAGCCAGGGCAGAUGUAUUAAAUAUGAUAGAUAAAAAGUAUUUUGAUGCUGGACCAGUAUAUGAUUGUGUAGUAUUUAAUGAUGGAAGAAAAUGGAAUGCAUGUGUUGAUACUACUGAAGAAGGCAACUUAGAAAAGUGCAAACUUUUGGGAGAAUACUCCAAAACUCAUGAUUUUACAAUAUUGACUGAAUUAGAUCAGUUAAAUUAUAGCAUUAAUGUUCAUAAUGAUGGGGAGACACUAGAGUUAGUUGGCUAUUGUUCCAGUCAUGGUACCCAUGUUGCUUCUAUUUCUGCAGCAUAUUUUCCUGAUGAGCCAGAAAAAAAUGGUAUUGCACCUGGUGCCCAAAUAGUAGCAUUAACAAUAGGAGACGGUCGUUUGGGUUCAAUGGAAACUGGCACAUCAUUAGUUAGAGCAAUGAUAAUGCUAAUGAAACUUUCAGAAACCAAGUCAGUCCACAUUGUCAACACUAGUUAUGGAGAGCAUGCCCACUGGUCGGAUUCUGGACGUGUGGGAAGUUUAAUGAGUGAUAUAGUCAACAAACAUGGACUUAUAUGGGUAGCAUCUGUAGGAAACAAUGGCCCUGCUCUUAGUACUAUUGGUUGUCCUCCUGAUAUCCAUCUGGACACUAUUAUUGGUGUUGGAGCAUAUGUUUCUCCUGAUAUGAUGGUAGCAGAAUAUUCUAUGAGACAAAAAUUAAAUGGAAUGUCCUACACUUGGUCUUCAAGAGGGCCUACCACUGACGGAGGUUUCGGGGUAAGCAUUUGUGCCCCGGGCGGUGCAAUUACGUCGGUACCUAAUUUCACAUUACGCAGCUCACAAUUAAUGAAUGGAACAUCGAUGGCUGCACCAUAUGUAUCCGGUGCAAUAGCAAUUAUUUUAUCAGGUUUGGAUAAGACAAACAAGGAGUGGUCACCUUAUAGUGUAAGAAGAGCUUUAGAAAGUGGUGCCAUACGUGUAGAAGAUGUAGAGCCUCUAGCCCAGGGCCAGGGUCUCCUACAGGUUGAAAAGACUUUUGACAUUUUAAACAAGUUUCACAACAGUCCAGAACGGUUUGUAAGGUUCCAAAUAAAUUGUGGUCUCUCUGGUGACAAAGGAAUUUACAUUAAGUGUGUGGGCAAAUGUCCUAGUCAUGAGUGGCCAGUAGACAUUGAACCGUUUUUCUUAGAAAGUAAUGAAGUAGAUGCAAAUUAUAAAAUACAAUUUAAUCAGCACCUGUCGUUAACUUGUGGAGCUGGAUAUGUAAGUUAUCCAAAACAUUUGGAUCUCACUAAUAUGGCCAGAAGAAUUUCUAUUAAAAUUAGCACGGAUUCUUUGAAAGCUGGCGUGCAUACCACAAGUGUGGAUGCCUACGACAGCGGAAUUUCAGGGAAAGGACCGGUUUUUCGGAUUCCUAUCACCAUUCUCAAACCUCAAGAACUUGAUCCGGUUUCUUUUACGUUUAUUGCCGAUAAAGUAAUUUUCCAUCCGAAUACAAUUAAGCGUCACUUCUUUGUGAUACCAGAAAACGCAACUUGGGCUGUUUUUCGCAUGAGUUGCCUUGAUUCGAAUUGUAAUGGAAAAUUCGUACUGCAUUGUAUACAACUAAUACCGAAAAGAAGUUGCAAAUCGUUGGAAACUAAUAAAGCAAUAACGAUAUCGAAUAAUACCGAGAACGUUCAAAGUUUCCCUGUAAAGAGUGGCUAUAUGUUAGAGGUGGUCAUUGCUAAAUACUGGGCCAGUUUAGGGGACAUGACUGUUCGAUAUUCGGUAUCGUUUCAUGGUAUUAAACCUAGACAACCGACCAUAAACAUGCACUGCGCCGAUGGAAUAUACAGGGUGGACGUAGCAACACUGAGAGGGGAAGAAAUCGUACCAACUAUAACACUUAAAAAUGCUGUGCAGAUUUUAAAGCCGUCUGAAGUUAAAAUAAAACCUCUAACACAAAGAGACGUUAUUCCUCCUGGUAGACAGAUAUAUGAACUUAUUUUAACAUACCAUUUUCAUCUUAUUAAAACUACAGAAGUUUCACCGAAAAAUCCACUGCUGAGCAAUAUGUUGUAUGAAUCACAUUUUGAAUCCCAAUUGUGGAUGAUUUUUGAUGGAAACAAACAAUACCUGGGUUGCGGAGACGCAUACCCUUCUAAAUAUUCUUUGAGACUAGAAAAAGGCGAAUACAUUAUAAGAACACAAAUUCGUCAUGAUCGAAAGGAUUAUUUAGAAAAAUUAAUUGAUACGCCUUUGUUGCUUAGUCAAAAACUAACAAACACUAUAAGUUUGGACGUAUUUGGGACAUUUAAUGACGCCAUAAUAAAUGGAAAAAAGGCAGUAUUUGGGCCGAGUUUGAGUCCAACAAAUGUGCCUCUAUAUAUAGCACCAAUGGCCCCAGAUAAAUAUAACGUUAAACAACAAAACACAACUCAUUAUUUAUCAGGCUUCAUAGUAUAUGCUAAAGAUGAUUUAGGCAGAAGGGUAGAUACAUACCCAUUCAAGUAUGUUUUUCAUCAAGGAGGUCCAAUCAAAAGGUCUCCGCCGCCAGUUAAGUAUGAAAGAACAAGAACAAAAAAAGAAGAGUACAAAGAAAUUUUGAGAGAUCUAAAAACGACGUGGAUAUCAAAAAUGGAAACUCAAGAAGAUGCCGAAAGAUUGUAUGAGGAAGUAAAACGAGAAUUUCCGGACAAUCCUCAAGCACACGUCCACAUGUUACAAUUUCUUGACCCUAUGGAUGUAAAGAAACAACUGCCCGGAUUAAAUAGAGAAGACAUUCAAAAAUACAACGUCCAAGACAUACAAACCAAAAUUUUUCCUAUAUGUCAAGCAACCAUAGGGAGUAUAGAUCAGAAUGCCCUACUUGCUUAUUUUGCCUUGAAGUCCGAUAAUAGAUUGGACGCUGUUAAAAUACGAAGCGUUAUGGAAAGACAAAGAAGCGCCCUUAUCGAAACCUUGUGCAGAAAAGGAAUCGGUUUAUGUAAACUUUAUCAGUAUGUGCAGUUUGAAGCUGGGCCCGCGAGAAAGGUAAGCAAAGAAGAAAUAGCAAAUGUAUGGAGGGAACUUAGCAAAUUCACAGAUCCAAAUGAUCGUAAUGCAGCCACAAAUGUAUCGGUAUUCGCCUUUUGGCACGCUGCUGCACACAAACACUACGGGAGACUGUUGAGGUAUUUCUUACGCCAUCAAGAGGACAAAGGAUAUUUUAAGGAAAUGGAUGAAAGAUGCGUUGAACUUUGUGAACUGUUAGAGUGGUCCUAUAUAGUAAAAUAUUUACAGAACAACAUGAGUUCUAAAUACCCAACAGACUAUAGACCGUUUUGAAAUAGUUAAUACUGUUAUUUAAAAUUUAAGCUUAAAUUUAUUUUAACUGUAAAUAAAUGACGAUUUUGCGGUACUGCCAG
Messenger RNA from Agrilus planipennis (emerald ash borer), 4224 nucleotides. RefSeq names its product tripeptidyl-peptidase 2. Gene Ontology annotation, cellular component: cytosol. Gene Ontology annotation, molecular function: serine-type endopeptidase activity; tripeptidyl-peptidase activity. The transcript has a single exon. NCBI's taxonomy places the organism in Eukaryota, Metazoa, Arthropoda, Insecta, Coleoptera, Buprestidae. The coding region runs from base 323 to 4144 and encodes 1273 amino acids. The record is from RefSeq and is a predicted model, not a curated record. Gene Ontology annotation, biological process: proteolysis.